Amoebophrya sp. A120 is the source of this 2948-nucleotide messenger RNA. The record is from the annotation of a GenBank genome assembly. Lineage: Eukaryota; Dinophyceae; Syndiniales; Amoebophryaceae.
UCCAGCUGCUGCUGCUCUACUAAAGUAACAAAUUCCGACGCAAACUCGAUUUGGAUUGGAGUUGGCUCUUGAUGUUCGCCUUCUUGCGUCAGAAUCUUCAUUCCACUCCUGGUAAGACAGGCGUCUGAAUCUGAAACAAAAGAAGAGCUGCGGACAUUGCACGGACGAGAAGCGUCUUCAUCGACACCACCGUUGGCUGCAGGUCUGGUCCAGACAAACGAAACUAUCUCCCGCACCGGCAACCAUGCCCGAGCAAAAGGGCGGUAGCCAGCCGUCCAGCUCGAAGUACUACGUGAACGCCAGUCCCGAGGACACAGAAUACUCGCUGCCCAAUGCCACCCCGAACGAUGUCGUGCCCGAGCUGUCCGACGUGGCCGACGGCAUCCAGUCCCCCAAAGGGCCGGUCCGGGUCGGAGCCCCCCGGGCUACCGACCGACAGGCGGGGCACGAAACCGCGCCGGACAUAUCGCGCGGCGCGCCCUCGUUCGCGAAGCAGGAUUCCGCAAUAGAGAUUGGACCGGACGGACGGGGGGUCGACAAAGAGUACUUGAAAAAAAUGGAGGAGCGGGAAAGGGGAAAGCAGUACCAGGGCGAAGAGUACAAAGCGAAGUCCAAGGAGAUGACGCAAGACGAACGGAAACACGAAAACAAAGUACAAUCGUUCAUGCAGAAAAAAACCGAAGAUACAGGGUUGCAGCAUCGCCAAGCUGCGCUGAAAACCAUGGAACAGGUACUAAUAGUUGGUAAUGGUGCUAUACGAGAAAGUAUUCGCUUUUGAGAUCUUACAGUUGCUGUGCAGUCUUUCUUGUCGUUAUUUGCAGCUACAACGGCUCUUGCCAACAUAGACUGGAAAAGCAUGGCGAAUCCUCUGUCCUGACUACACGAAAACUCUCUUUUUGUCCGUGCAUCCUCCUGUUUACACAACUCUCUGUUCUUCCUUCAUAUCAAAAACCAUCUUAGGUCGGGGAGCGCGACACCCGAGGAGCGCAGCACAAGACUUACGAAGAGGGCGACAAGGAGAUGCUGAACGCUAUGGACCAGGUGAAACAGGAUAUGGCCGACAAGGGUCAGGAGGGCAUCAAGGAUACCAUGCAAAUGAUCGAGGAGCAACUGGUGGUGGGCAACGGCUUUUGGGCCCGGCUGCAGUACAUGAAGCGGCAGGAGGAGCGGCGGCGCGAGCGGCCCGAAUUCGUACACCCGUUUCCCAAACUGCAACGCAUCGUCACGGUGCCCGCCUUUGAGGCGGUGGUCAUGGUCUUCAUGUUGACCAACGCCGUGACACUGGCUUUGUCCGCGGAACGGCACCCGGGAGGGUUACCCCUGUACCUGAUCAUCAUGGAGCACUGCUUCACCUUCAUCUUCAUGGUGGAGAUCGGCAUGCGAGUCGCGGCGCACGGCUGGCCCUGGAUUCUGGACUUCUACAACAUGUGCGACGUGGCGCUGGUCUUCCUCACCGGGGUGCUCGUCAUGUGGAUCUUGGAACCGGCAGGUUAUAUUCAUUUUCGCACUUGCAGUUGCACCACUUGUACUAUGGCUAUAAGCAGCUGCCCACACAAAUAAUAAGCCCGACGUGCCGAACGUACCACUUGAAUAGUUUAACGAAUUAUCUGUCAGGUGUCUCCUCCGACUUUAUGCGCAACUUUUCCAUCCUCCGUCUGCUCCGUCUGCUGAAGAUGGCUCGCGCCAUCCGUGCAAUUCCGGCUUUCAACCUGAUGUGGCGCAUGCUGCGGGCCUUCCUCGUGUCCGGGCGGCUGUUGUUCUGGUCCAUCAUCGACUUCAUCUUCCUCGCCUUCCUGUUCGGCAUCUUCUUCUGCGUUCUGGUCGGGAAGGAUGACAAUUUGAUCCACGACGACACGGUCGGCGACCUUUUCGGCACCGUGCCGCGGAGCAUGCUCUCCGCGCUGCAGGUUUCCACGCGGUGCCACUGGGCCGACAUCGUGCGCCACGUUCGGGACCGGAACAGCUGGGCGUGGCCGACCGCGAUUUUCUGCAUCAUAUCCGUGAAUUUUGUCCUCUUCAACCUGGUCACCGCCGUGGUGAUUCAGACCGUGUUCGUCAUGUCGGCGAAAGACGCGGACAUCGAAAGAAGACUCCGCGAGCACAAGCGCGUGAAGCAGUGGAAACUCUUGAAGUCGAUUUUCAAGGCCAUGGACAUCGACGGCACCGGGCAGGUCACCGCGGAGGAACUGGACGAAGCGAUGAGGACCAACCUCGCACUGCAGCGGAAAUUGAACGAGAUCAACCUGAACAAGGCCGAGCUCGCGGACCUCUGGUUGAUCCUGGAUACGUCCGGGGACGGCGAACUGGACAUCGACGAGUUUCUGGACGGGAUGCGGCAGAUGGAGGGGAGUGCGAAGUCCUACGACAUGGUGCGCAACAACACGAGAACGAAGACGCUGAUGAAGAGAAUACGAAAGCUCGGGGAGUUCGUGUUCGCCAUCGCGCCGGAGGCAAAGCGGUUGAACUCCGAGCUGGACCGGCUGCACAACAAGAUGAUGGACGUGUUCACCGCGGUCCGCCCGAUGGAAAAAGAGAUUCUGUCCAUCGUCCGACUGUUGGCAGAAGAGUUCAACUACAACACAGACGAGUACGGCAUGCCAACCCUGGACCUCAGCGGCCAGGAAAUGGGGGCGAUGGACUGAGCCAGGAGGGGGAAGUCUUGCUCUUGGCGGAUUAUAGAGAGGCGUAUCCAUUUUUAUGUUUGUUCAUACUGUCGUAUUGGACGUCGAAUUGCUUGUCGCUAGCACCAGCCUCAAGUCCAGACAUAAGAACCACUGGGGGUGUUUAUGUUUGAGUUUGAUGCUGGUUGUUGACAUGAGUUAGUUUUUGUGAGGCUCUACAUACUUAUGCGCAAAAAUUAUGUUCUUCACCACGCCGUGCUGUUUUCUUUUCAAACUGAUUGGUUUUGACAAGAACAUUUUGACAAGAUUGAUUGCACAUCCGCACAU